GAUAGAGGAGGAAGAGGAGGAGGUGAAAGUGUGAAUAAAGAAGCAGCUCCUCCUGUUUCCUCGAGCUGCCUGCAGACAGACAGACAGCAGCAGAAGGAGAAGCACCAAUCAGCAGCAAACUCUCGUCCUCAUCUGUUGGAUUUAAACGCACCGUGAAGUGACUCUUCACCGACGCUCCACCACCAUGCUCUCCCCGGGACUCUCCGUGUCUCUGCUGGCCGUGUCCUGCGCUCUGUGGCCGGCUGCGGUCCUGGCUGCGUCCUGUGAGUCGGUCCGGAUCCCUCUGUGCAGGUCGAUGCCCUGGAACAUGACCAAGAUGCCGAACCACCUCCACCACAGCACGCAGGACAACGCGGUGCUGGCCAUCGAGCAGUUCGAAGGGCUGCUGGGUACUGGCUGCAGUCCGGAUUUGCUCUUCUUCCUGUGUGCCAUGUACGCUCCCAUCUGCACCAUCGACUUCCAGCAUGAGCCCAUCAAACCCUGCAAGGCGGUGUGCGAGCGGGCCAAGUCCGGCUGUGAGCCGGUGAUGAAGCGUUACAACCACAGCUGGCCCGACAGCCUGGCCUGCAGCGAGCUGCCGCUGUACGACCGCGGAGUCUGCAUCUCACCCGAGGCCAUCGUCAAGGCAGAGGGACCAGAUCCAUACUACCAGGACCCAGCCAGGUGUAACCCAGAAUCCAGUCCAGACUUCCCAAUGGACUCCAACAACCUCCACUGCAGAGGACCAAAUGGAGAUCGUUGUAGGUGUAAGAUCGUCAGAAUGGGUUUAAAAACCUACCUGAAGAACAACUACAACUACGUGAUCAGGGCGAGGGUGAGGGAGGUGAGGAACCGUGGUCUGGAGCCCACGGCGGUGGUGGAGGUGAAGGAGGUGCUCAAGUCUUCUCUGGUCAACAUUCCCAAAGAGACUCACACGCUCUACUACUCUUCCUCCUGCCUGUGUCCUCCUCUGACUCCCGGGGAGGAGUACCUCAUUAUGGGCUACGAGAACGAGGAGACGUCCAGGUUGCUCCUGAUUGACGGCUCCAUUGCUCAAAAGUGGAAGGACAAAAUGACCAGGAAGGUCAAGAGAUGGGAUCAGAUCCUGCAGGGGAAAGGCCGAGCAGCUCAGCGCCGGAGUCGCCACUGAGAUCUGACUGUGUGUGUGUGUGUGUGUGUGUGAUCGUGUGUGUGUGUGUGUGUGUGUGUGUGCGUGAUCGUGUGUGUGUGUGUGUAUGUGUGUGUGUAGAUAUUGCACUAUCACAGGCUGUUGUAGCUGAAUGUAGUUCAUCUCUUCAUCCAUCAGACUGUUUGGAGUCUGAUUUUUGUCAUUUAUUUUCUUUGCACAAACAUUAUUUAGUGUGCGUUUAGUGUGUGUGGGUGUAUGCGAGUGAGUUUGUAUGUAUGUGUGUGUGUGUGUGUGUAUUUGUAUGUAUGUUUGUGUGAUGUGUGUGUGUGUGUGUAUACACCUAAAGCACUCAAUGACGACAAGAGAGGGGGUGGAGCUUCGAAGCUGUAGUACUAAACCCUACGCACAGCCAUACAGUAUGUACAUGACACUUUUUUUUGGAACAGCUUUCUUUUCAUGUUGGCUCCACGGCUCCUCUUCACGGUCACGGUCUUUAUUAAAUCCUGGAUGUUGGCCACGUUACCGUGGCGAUGUGACGGAGGAUAUUUAAAGCCAUUUGGACUUGGACAUUUUGGACUAUGAUAGAUCUGUAGCCAUGACCUUAACUUUACUGAACUCUGCAAAAAAAAAAUGGAAAGAAUAAUAUUCACACCUUGUUCAGACAGCAACCAACAAGAGCAACAGGAGCAACAAGAGCAACAGGAGCAACAGGAACAAGCAACCAGAGCAACAGCAGCAGCAGCAGAAUGUGGGCAGAUGGAGAGUUCACAUCAGUAUUGUUGGAUCCAGCGCCUCCUCUGGUCUCAUUGUGUCACAAGAACAGAAAACGACGAAUGUCCGUGUUACAAAUUGUUGGACAGAAAAUCUACACUCAGUGGCCACUUUAUUAGGUACACCUGUACAAUCCAAUUGUAAUUCAAUACAGCAGUUCAGCUAUAAAUUCUACCGUCCUACUGGAUUACAUUAUAAUAACAAGUGUUUCUAAUUUGUGUGUGUCCUCCCUGUUCACAUACAUGAGAGGGGGGAAGAAAAUGUUUGAUUGAUGUGAUGCAUUUCCUGUUGUGGGGAUGGAAAUGGUACGGUCACGUUAUACUUCUGAUCUAUGAAUAUUUGCUCCGUCUCUACCCAACAAAUUCAAGCAUGCGUUUCCUGUUUAGUGCGAUCUCCAGCCGACUCCGGCAGAUUGUGCCGUUAGCCAAUGAAAACACUGAUGCACCAUGUUUGGAAAUAGAGAUGUUGUUAUUCUAGUAUCAUCACCAUGAUUAGUACAACAUCACACACCACCACACGAUAGAAGACAAAUGUGACCGUACCUCAUCACUGUAGAAUAUCACUUUCCACAUUUUACUGUUGCUUCUUGCUGUGGCUGUGUCAACGUUUGAAAGUAAGUUGUGUAAAUAUGCAAACCUAGCACUUUCUCCAGCGAUGUACAAGGCUUGCCUUGCCGUGUCUUUGUGCAAGCGCCAUACAGCAGAGGAAUUCCAGAAACUGCAAUAAUGAUCCUCCUUUGCACUCAAAAGUAAAGUACAAUACAGAAACAUCUCAACACCAUAAAUGCAUAAUACUAACAGAAGAUAUAGUCGAGGUAGGGGAGCGUGGAUAAACUGAGGAUGAACCCGAUGGAAUUACAGCUGGUACGAAUGAGCUCUGAGAACUGUCCAGAAGCUGUCAGGAAGAAACCAGGAUUCAUAUUAAAUACAAGAACGUAUUA
Molecule: messenger RNA, 2819 nt
Organism: Sebastes umbrosus (honeycomb rockfish)
Lineage: Eukaryota; Metazoa; Chordata; Actinopteri; Perciformes; Sebastidae
Gene: frzb
Product: frizzled related protein
Exons: 8
Coding region: 185-1129 (314 amino acids)
Biological process (GO): canonical Wnt signaling pathway; non-canonical Wnt signaling pathway
Cellular component (GO): cytoplasm
Molecular function (GO): Wnt-protein binding
Source: RefSeq, a predicted model, not a curated record